Anopheles maculipalpis is the source of this 1572-nucleotide messenger RNA. It is a transcript of the gene Nufip, whose product is annotated as FMR1-interacting protein NUFIP1. Gene Ontology annotation, biological process: box C/D snoRNP assembly. Gene Ontology annotation, molecular function: RNA binding. Bases 1 to 1566 code for a protein of 521 amino acids. The transcript has a single exon. NCBI's taxonomy places the organism in Eukaryota, Metazoa, Arthropoda, Insecta, Diptera, Culicidae. The record is from RefSeq and is a predicted model, not a curated record. Gene Ontology annotation, cellular component: nucleus.
AUGGCUGAAGCCGAAAAGUUUCUUCUACCACCGCCCAAAUUUAAAGACGAGGUAAAGAAAAGUCUCGAUAGCUUUAGUCGUCACCUGAAUCCUCAUUUUUCAACACCGAACGGAAUGCUGCUAGCGCGCGAUAAACAACCGCCACCGAUGUACGGACCACGUGGUACUACCGUUCCCCCGCGGUUCCUGAGCAAUCCACGGAAGCGUCCAGCAGGUGGGUCACCUUAUUCAAACCAUGGAAACAACCGGCAUGUACAGCCAGGAGGUGGUAACUUUCAAAACAAUUACCAAGGAGGUAAACACAACCGUCCACCAAGGCUCCCGAACAAUGGUGGAUUCGAUAAGGAGGUGAAACCGGAAUUGUUAGUUUUGGAUUGGAAAUUGUGGUGCGAAGGAUGCGACGUUAAUUGCCGCACGGAGCAAGAUUACCAGCAACACCUAUCCAACCAUACAUCGUGUACCGUUUCGGGUUGUAAAUUUGUUGGCCAUCCGAUGAUCAUGAAGCGGCAUCAGCGCCAGACGCACCGAGAUGGUGCUGCUUCGAAGGAGACCUCGGUGGGACCAUCGGAAGAGGAGAUUGAACAAUGGAAAGAAGAACGUCGCAAACGUUACCCUACGAAACAGAAUGUUAUUCUAAGACAAAAUGCACAGGAAGCACGGUUUACUCGCGGUGAACGUAUAGAGGAAAACAAGGAUCGUUUUCCGAAAUGGCCUUCAGCAACGAACGACGAAUCUCGGGAAAACGGACCAAGAAGAGACAAUGGUCCUCCCACGGCCAGGAGAAAACGACCGAAGGGUAGAAAGCGGCCCACGAUUCCAGUACCGUCGACGGUAGUUGAAGAGUAUCCGGGUAGAAUAUGCUUCAAAGGAACUUCAACGUUAAAAGACUACAAAGAUCCACCACUGAAUGGCUUGACAAUGCUUGGGGACUACGGAUCAAGUAGUGAAAGUGAGUCAGACGAGGAAGAACCGGCAGAUGAAGUGGUAGAGUCGAAAUUAAUAGUGGAAUCAGAGUACGUGCUCAGCGAAGGCGAAAUAGUAGGCGAAGUGCCUAGCAAUGGAACCAAUCGUUACUUGGAUGGAUCAACACGACCGAAAACCGAAGUAGAAACUCAGUCAAUUUGUACGAGUACGGAAAAUGCUGCCAACAAAGCUGUAGAAGUUGUCAGUGAAGAAAUUGUGAAGAACGAGAGUGUUCCUGCUGGAUCGUCAACAAGCGCCAUUGCGGGUACGGAAGUAGAAGCUGGACCAUCCACAAAUGCACCAAGUUCUUCAGCGGGAAAAGGAUCCAAACAACAAAAUUCUAAACACGGCAACAACACCUUCAAGGGUAAAGGUGCGAUAAAACGCAACAGACCCUUAUUGGACUAUUCGAAGCUUCGUCGAUCGAACCAGAACACAAUGCUGGAGAAACUGCUCGACUCAGACAUCCGGCAUGAGCGGAACGUGUUGCUGCAGUGUGUGCGACAUGUAAUAGUGAACAAGUUUUUCGGAAUAGGACAAGUGAAUGAGGAAAAAGCACCGACGACUCAUGUUAGUAAUGUUAGCGAAGAUGCUAAGGAUUGAAAUACA